Colletotrichum higginsianum IMI 349063 is the source of this 777-nucleotide messenger RNA. RefSeq lists its product as uncharacterized. The coding region runs from base 1 to 777 and encodes 258 amino acids. Lineage: Eukaryota; Fungi; Ascomycota; Sordariomycetes; Glomerellales; Glomerellaceae. The record is from RefSeq and is a predicted model, not a curated record. The transcript has 3 exons.
AUGGCGGACACUCCUGAUCCGACUGACCAGGCGAUACUGCAAUAUGCGCCGGACUGGUACCAGGACAACAGUCGGGAAUUCCCAUCGCACAGCUUGGACGACGAUCCCGACAACGAUGACAAGAAAAAGAACAAGAAGGACAGCAAGAACAACAAUGAAGACGAAGACGAAGACGAAGACGAAGACGACGACAACGACGAAGACGACAACGAUGAUGACGACGAUACCAAAGAUGACAACGAUGAUGACAGCGACAACUCAACGGACAAGAUCAUCAAGACGGCGACCCGGUCUCACGACAAAUCAGUGCAGACCAACGCCAGCCAGAGGCAGGGGGACCAACACGCACCCCUGUUCGUCCCGCAGCCGCCUGCCAAGUUCGCGAACCACGGGCAGUGGGAGUUCAUCGAGUUCGUGCCCGGAUGGACGGACCCGAUCUGGGAUGGCCACGAGACGGUCAAGAUCGACGACCACCACAAACACCUCGUCGUCGGGGAUUACAUCGUGAAGCAGGCCGAGAUACACGCGGCGGCGGCGGGGGCAGAGGACGUCGAGGCGCUGCUGGAGACGUACUCGCGGCUGACGCCGGGCGGCGAGUCGAGGCAACCCUCGGCGACGGAGCAGUUCGUGGUCCAGGCGAUGCAGGACAUCCGGGACGACGAGGACUGGCAGUCCCUGGUCUUUUCGGGCCUGACCACGCAAGAGCUGCUGGACGAUGGGAUACUGUCGCUCAAGAACACGUACGGCUGUAACUUGGAGAACGACUUGCACGGGUAA